Molecule: messenger RNA, 1022 nt
Organism: Triticum aestivum (bread wheat)
Lineage: Eukaryota; Viridiplantae; Streptophyta; Magnoliopsida; Poales; Poaceae
Exons: 2
Coding region: 54-761 (235 amino acids)
Source: RefSeq, a predicted model, not a curated record
CUCCCCUUCCCCACUACAACCGCGUCGCCUCGCUCGGUCUCUCUCCAAGAGCAAUGGCGAUGACGAUGGCUGACGACUACUACGCGGGGGAUCUGGACGACGUCGUGCACCGGCUGCUGCCGCGGGAAAUCUUGGCGGACGUGGGCAUCGUCGUGGCCGGCGGCCGCGCCCCGCGUUCGUGCGAGGUGAGGCACCGCAGCGACGACCACUCCGCUUUGGUGGAGGACCUCGCGGCGCACCUCGUAGGCAUCCUCGGCCUUGACGGCGCGAGAGAGCAGCGCGCCCAUGCCCAUCCUCCGCACGUGCGCCAUGAGCAGGGACCCCGUGUCCGUGAUGGGAUGGAGGCUCUCGUCGGCGGUGGCCAAGGUGGAGCUGGGCGUCACGCGCCGCCUCCCUGCUGGAAUAACGGUGCCGUGCCGCCGCGGCUUCCGAGGCUUGAGCCGGCCGCGCCAGUCCCCGCCUUCGCGAAUUGCCAUCCUCCGGCAAUGCGCCACGGCAGUGGCACCGGCACCGGCGUGUUCCUGCCGCGCCCGGAGGCAUACCUGCAAAACAGUGCAUCCUCCGCAUCCCCCAUCCCCAGGAACGGUGCGAAGCCGCCGCGGAUGCUGAGAAAGGAGGCUGUCAUUUUCGCGAUGCGGCAGCAGCAGCAGCUGAUGCACCUGCGGGCGAUGGCGGCGGAGAUGGAGCGGCAGAGGGAAGCGUUCGCCGCAGCGUUCCAAGGCUGCCCUGCGCUCGCGGCGCCACGGCAAUGGACGUACUGACUGAUACAGUAGAUUGUUGACAGUUGGUCGUAUGCACAGAAUAAAACUGGGUGGCUACGAUGAUAAAUUCGUUUCGCUUUGGGGUUAUUAUAGCAGUGCACAUCGGUUGGUCCUGCUUUUUUAAUCGAGUGGAGUUGUAUUGCUUUUAUGUUUUUUUUUGGAGCAAGUCAUGCAUGGUGUAAAAUUGAGGUCGCUAGAAUUGAAUUUAAGCUGUUUGUCAUACGUACUACGGAGAACUGUAUGAAAACAGACGAAAGCAUA